UUUAAUGAUCUUCAGUUAAGCUUCGAACUUUUACCAGACAAGUCGUGUCUGCGGCUGCUACCAUUGCCAGUCAGUCAGUUGAAAAGUCAGACCCCAAACGCGGCUCAAACGUUAACGGAAUUUUAAAACCGAGAGCGUCGAAGAAAACAGAAACUGCAUCAUUUGCAUAAAGCAAAUAGAAAACGUAACGAAAAUAACUUGGACCAAAGUUGAUUUGGAUUAAGUGUUGUUGUUCCGUGUCGCAUAACUGACAUUUUUUCGCGCGCCCUCCUUUUUCUGGGACAUUUUCAGCGGUAUCGUGUUUGUUUCGAAAGAAAAUAGUGCAUCGAUAUCGGAUUAAUUGAGAAAACAAAAACAGUUGAUAGAGGCAGUAUUGUAUACGGAAUUCCAAAGUGAAUCAUGAGAGUCUCAUUGGCGUUGUGGGGCACUUUGUGCCUGUGGGUGGUCACUGCGAAUGCCCAAGGAUUUAUACAACCACCCAAUGUUGGACUUCACAAUGCGCCGCCCUUUCACAACUCGCAGCGCCGCCAACUGAAUCUGCAGCAGUACAAUCAGCAAAACUUUGUCCAGGCGGGCGUGGAGCUGCCCAUUCCCCACCGCGGCCAGCAGCACGUUCCCCACCAGCAGCACACGCAUCUGCAUCACCAGCAACAGCCGCAGCAGCAGCAGCAGCAGCAACACCGCUUCGGGCCGUUCCCACAGCAGCAGCAGCAGCAGCAGCAACAUCAGCCACAGCAGCAGCAACACAACAAUCAGCAAUUCCAGCGCUCGACCCAAAACCAACUUCAAACGGCUCCGCAAUUCCCGCAGCAGCCGCCACAGCAGUUGCCCUCUUCUUCGGCUGGCUUGGAUCUGCAUCAUCAAAACUUCUUGGACUUGCGUAACUUUGCGGGCUCCCAGCAGCAACAGCAACAGCAGCAGCAACAUCCCCAGCAACAGCGCCACAAGCAAUUCGAUUCGCGCUUGCAGUCCACGGCUUUCCCCCCUCAACCCUCGCCGGAAACCUACCAGCAACAGCAGUUGCAACAGCAGCAGCAGCAGCAAUUUGGCUUCCAGCAACCCCAGCAAUUCGGACCACAAGUUCUUCCACAGACCACACAAAAACUGCCCAGUCAGGCGCCAGUUCCAACUUUUCAGACAAUUCCCCAGCAGAACACGCAAUUUAACUACCAGCCACAAACCAGUCAGCAGCAAUAUCAGCUGACUCCCCACUUGGGACUGCCGGUGCCGCAGAUCUUCAGUAAUGUGCAAGCCACUCCGUUCCCGGAACCCACCAGGGGAACUUUCCACCAGCAACCUCACCAAUCUCAGCAGCAACCACCACAGUUCCAGCACCAAUUCGUCAAUGCUCCGGCCCCAAUUCAGCCUCAAGCUCAACCAGCUGACCAGGAGUACAAGCAAAAGCUGAUCCAGAAACACGAGCAAUUCGUGGCCAAGCAGUAUGAAAAGUCGCAGAACAAGGUGCGUCAGCAACACGAAGAGUUCUUGCUGAAGCAACACCAAAUCAAGCAGCACAUUCUGCCCACAAUUGUGACCCAGCAUAAUGGCAACUACCAGAAUUCACCCUAUGUUGCAGCUCCGGCACGUGGAAGACCAGUGGCUCAUCCCACGGAGUACAAUCAAUUCAACAGCGCACUGCAACAGUACUACAAAGAACACCCAACAACAACCACAACCACCACGACAACAACCACAACCACUGAGGCAACUACCACUCCCAAGAAAAACAUCUACGCUCAGGUGAAAUCGGAACUCGGAAAAUAUCCAAGUCAGAAGGGCAAGAAACCGGUGAAGACCAUUGCUCGAGAUGACUUGCUCAAGCAACUGAAGGCUGCCUUGUCUGAAGCUCCACAACAACCACUGACUGGCAACAAGACCUACGAUGAGAUGGAUUUGGUGCUGCCCAAUGGCCAGCGGGUUCAGGUGAUCCGCACCACAGAUCCCAACUUGGUUCAGGGACAAAAGGCUUACUCGCAGGAGCAACUGCAAACUUUGCUGGCCCAACAGGCUUUGGGUGGCGAGGCUAAGCUUAGUUUAAGUGACGUGGCGCCCAGCAAGAGCAAGGAUCUCGAGUUGCCAGGUGGUGGAAAAGUGCAGAUCCUGCGAUCCCCCGAUCCCCAGGAAUCGGACACUCUGCCUUCCGGUUCUCUACCCGGUGGAGUGGAUCUCUCCAGCUUGGCUGCUCUUUAUGGCGGUGGAGCAGGUGAUAUCCAGGGAAUCAGCAGUGGAGCAAACAGCAUUGCCAGCUCGGCAGUUAUCACCUCGGAUUCGGAUGACCCACCUUCCCUGGAAGAACUGGCCAAGCGAGGACUCAUUCCCGAUGGCUAUGAAAUUGAGGGACUGAGCUCAAAGUCCCAAGCACCGGCCACCGCACCACCACCAACAUUGCCGCCCAAGAAGAAGGCCACCUACGUUUACCUCGAAGAGCAGGCGGAUGGCAGCUUUAAGAUCCAGGGAGUGAAGGCCAACGGGGAGAAAGAGACCAAGCAAACAGGAUCCGAAGUGGAAAGCAUUCUGGAGAGGAUCAGGAGUGGUGAAAUCAAGCUGCCUCCCUCCGUCUCUCGACUGACCUUGCCCAACGAUGAGCUGGUUGAGAUCAAGAGCGGCAAGAUUAUCCAAACCACGCGUGCACCAACCACUACUUCCACUACUACAACCACCACCACAACGACUACUACUCCAACUCCAUUUAUUUCCCGUGGAACGCCCAGCAACCACAGGCAGUAUCAUCCAUCAAGAACUUCGACAACAACCACCACAACCAACUUGCCACCAACUUCGCGCCACAAUUUCAAUUUUGAGAGCAGCACCAACCACGCAAAUGCCGCUAGUUUGAUCCGCACCACUCAGGCUCCAGUUUACGGUGGAUCUACGGUCACAGUUUCUCCUUAUCUCGAAGGUGUAUCCACCCACCUGCCAGUGGUGACCGAGAGGCUCUCCGAAGUGGCGACCAACCCAGAGUUGCUGCCACCUGUGCCCCAAUAUGCCGAUGCCCUCGUUCAGGAAACUGAGAAUACAGAGAAGGCGGCUCAGGCCAGUCCAGCCACCAGUUCCGUGCUAUCCAAUCCCAGCGAGGAUCUGCUGCAGAUACUCAAGUCUAACGGUCUCUUUGCCAUGGCCAAGUACCUAAGGCAGUCCGGUCUGGACAGCAUCCUCAACGAAACCGGACCCUACACCAUCUUCGUGCCCACGGACAAGGCGUUCAAGAAUCUGCUGGUGCAGUUGGGCGGACCCGAAAGGGCCGAGGAGAAGUUCCAGUCCAAUCCCAGAUUGCUGAGCGGGCUGCUCCUCCACCAUGUUAUUCCAGGAGCCUUUGAAAUUGCCACCCUGCAGGACGAAAUGACAGGCGUGUCCUUGGCUGGAACUCAAUUGCGAGUAAAUCAGUACAACAUGCAUGAUCAAGAGUGGAACGAUGUGACUCUCACCACCAUCAACGGAGCCAUGGUUGUGCUAAACAAGAAGGACAUUAAGAUACCACAGGGAGUGGCCCACGCAGUGGAUCGAGUGAUGUUCCCACUACCAGUUGGAGAUAUUCUGCAGACUCUGCAAUCAGAUCGCGAAGGUCGCUUCAGCAAUUUCCUUAAGAUUCUGUACACCUCUGGAUUGUCUGAGAAACUGCAAAGCAAGGGUGUGAAAACCUACACGGUAUUUGCUCCCGUGGAUAAGAGCUUCAGCGAACUGGAUUCUGACACUCUGGAGAAGCUGUACAACGACAAGGAGGUCGCCGAGCAAUUUGCCAUGAAGCACAUUGUUCCCGGGGCUCUCUUCUCCGCCGGAAUGCGUUUCUACCAGGUCAAGGACUCGCUGUCUACAGGCAAGACUGUUAUCCUGCAGAAGACAUCCGCAGGCAAGAUCAAGGUGAACGAUGCCCAGAUGGUCACGUCGAAUAUUCCAGCCACCAAUGGAGUGAUCCAUGCCCUGGAUGGAGUCCUAGCGUGAAGAGAUUAGAGCUGCGAAGGCCCUUUGGCGGCCCUUCUUGAAGCAGUUUUUAAGCCUUAAGAGUAAAUUUAAGCGAGGAGGAGUUUCAUCAACCACAUCCAAAAUUGUUAGUGAAAUCUUGCCAAAGUCCUUUACUGGACUUAAGAAAUUACAAUCUUUCACAGAACUGGUGCGAAUCCAACGUGUGUAAGAGAUAUAUGCAACGAUUUGGUGCUUCCAUAAACUUUUCUGUCAUUUUUCUUUUUCGCCUUCAUAAAACAGUCAUUACAAAUAGUUCAAUUUAAGAAAGGAGCAGAGAAUGUGUAAAAAAUAAACCAAGAGAAGUGGAAACUGAUUGGGAUCUAUGUUAAGUUCACAUAUAAUUUAUUUUUGGCAUUAAAUUAAAUGCAAAUUAAUUUACAAAAUUCUGUAAAAUAAAUAAAGUAUAGUUAAGUAUAA
Messenger RNA from Drosophila ficusphila, 4377 nucleotides. RefSeq lists its product as uncharacterized. Gene Ontology annotation, molecular function: cell adhesion molecule binding. Bases 400 to 3939 code for a protein of 1179 amino acids. Gene Ontology annotation, cellular component: extracellular matrix. The transcript is spliced from 6 exons. Gene Ontology annotation, biological process: extracellular matrix organization; cell adhesion. The record is from RefSeq and is a predicted model, not a curated record. Lineage: Eukaryota; Metazoa; Arthropoda; Insecta; Diptera; Drosophilidae.